Emiliania huxleyi CCMP1516 is the source of this 2055-nucleotide messenger RNA. RefSeq lists its product as hypothetical. Gene Ontology annotation, cellular component: transcription factor TFIIIC complex. The record is from RefSeq and is a predicted model, not a curated record. Lineage: Eukaryota; Haptophyta; Isochrysidales; Noelaerhabdaceae. The transcript is spliced from 5 exons. The coding region runs from base 9 to 1943 and encodes 644 amino acids. Gene Ontology annotation, biological process: transcription initiation at RNA polymerase III promoter.
AGGUCGGCAUGCCGCCCGCGCGCCGCGAUUUCGUCGCUGUCGAGCACCCGUGCUGGGUGCGGGAUUCGCGACGCGCCGUCGCCUCGCUCGGCGGCGCGCGCGAGGUCGCUCGCGCCUUUGCCAACCCGCCGCACAUCCUGCAGUGCUCGCUCCGGCCAGCGGACCCGCUGUCGCACCCGCUGUACGGCGAGCGGGUCGCACGACCGGCGGUGCUGCUGCGAGUGCGGCGGCGCCGCGCCCGCGACGGCGAGCCGGCCGGGCCGGCCCAGGCCGAGGUGGUCGGCGCUCUCUCGCAAAGCGUUCGCUUCUCUGGCCUCGCCGACCUGCAGCACGUCUCGAGCCCGGCGCUCAUCUCGGCGCUCUCGCGGCCGUGGGAGCAGGCGCCGCCGGCGGCGGCGGCGGUGGGCGGCGGCGGGCCCACCUCCGCGCCGCCGCCGGCCUCCUCUGAGCCACGAGAGGGCGCGCCGCCGCCACAAGCCGCCGUGGCGCCUCCACCGGGCGAGGGCGUGCCGAUCCCUCACGCUCUGGCGGGGUACGCGCUCUCCAUCCCUCCGUCGAGCUUCCUCUCCAGCGACCUGCCGCAUGACCUGCUCCCGCGCCGGCCCGGCCUCGCCGCGAGACAGCAGGCUGCGCCGCGGCUGGCGCCGCCGCCAAAGCGGCGCAGGGCCGCCCCGCAGGGCCGCCGGAUGCACUUUGGCCGCGCGGUUGGCUUUGCGAGCGACGCCGCGCCCCGCGGGCCUCCGGAGCCGAUCCGCGCCACCAUCGACGCCGCCGACCCGCUCUACACCCUCCUGCGCGCUCGCUUCCAGCAGCGGCCGAUCUGGUCGCGCGGCGCUCUCAAGGCGUCGCUGCCGGCCGACCCGCUCCGCAGCGAGGACAAGCUGCGCUUCCUGCUGCCGCAGCUCGGCUACUACUUCAGCUCGGGGCCGUGGCGCAACUGCUGGCGCCGCGAGCGGCUGGAGGCGCGAGCCGCGCGAAACUGCUGGAUCGCGUACGGGUACGACCCGCGCCACACGCCCGACGCGCGCCUCUUCCAGGUCCUCGACUUGCGCCUCCCGACCGAGCUCGACUCGCUCGUGCCCCGCAAGAGCGAGAAGGCAGACGUCGCCUUCCCGCGCAGGCUGCGACCUCUGGCGCCGCAGAAGCCACCCCAGGGCGGCGCGGGCGGAGGCGGCGGCGGCGGCAGCGGCGGCGGCGGAGCUGCGCCCGACGACCGCCAGCUGCCGACUCAGAGGGUCGUGUACUUGCAGUUGUGCGACCUGAAGGGGGAGGCGAGCACGCAGCUUGCGAUCAAGCAGCUGGUGCACGAGACGCCGGUGCCGCGCGGGGGGCGGUGCGACCAGCGGCUUGGCUGGUACGACGACAAGACGAUCCAGCGGCUGCGCGGCGCCGUCAAGGACUCGAUGCGCGGGCUCGCAAAGGAGGUGGGCGGGGCCGGCGGCGGCGGGUGGGGCGGGGAGGCGGGCGGGGCGGCGGCGGGCGAGGAGGAGGAGGAGGAGGAGGAGGCGCGAGGGAGGGGGGACGGGGACGGGGGGACCGAGGGAGACGGAGACGCAGAGGAAGAGGGACACGGGGACGGGGAGGCGGAGAUGGAGACCGAUGCGGCGGAGCAGGCUGAGGACGCGCCGCCCGCGCCCGCGCCGGCUCCGGCCGACGCGGUGCAGCCGAGGGCGCCGCCGGGCGCGGCUGGUGGCGGCGGGAGUCUGCCCGCAGCCCUCCCGUCCGGCGCGGGCGGCGGCUUCGCACUGUCCGCAAUUGGCAUCUUUGGCGACGACGAGGACGAGGACGAGGAGGACGAGGAGGCGGGCGCGGGGGCGCACAGCGAGAUCGACGACGGCGACGAGGUCGAGGUGGCCGGGGAAGAGGACGACGAGGAGGACGACGAGGAGGACGACGAGGAGGACGACGAGGAGGACGAGCUCGAGUUUGCCGACGAGGCCUGACGCCUGAGCCCUGGGCGGGGGCGAGGCCCGUCCUCGGCGCUUUGUCGUGUGUAGUGAGAAACUGUUCUGCUUCACUGGCCGUAUUUGGCAGGGCUUGUACGUAGCGCGUAGA